This is a messenger RNA of Ruditapes philippinarum (Manila clam), 1041 nucleotides long. RefSeq lists its product as uncharacterized. Lineage: Eukaryota; Metazoa; Mollusca; Bivalvia; Venerida; Veneridae. The record is from RefSeq and is a predicted model, not a curated record. The transcript is spliced from 2 exons. Bases 1 to 1041 code for a protein of 346 amino acids.
AUGGUUGAUGAAGGCGAAUGUAGCCCGACUCAGAAAAUACAUCUACAUUCUUUUGGCGGUACAGUGGAGCAGGUUGUAGGAUGGUUGGAUGCUUUCCCCAACUGUUAUUUUGGAUACAAUGAUAGGAUAUCUCCUUUUGACAAGUACCAGAUCGCAGCACUACAACAGGUGCCAGCAAACCGUUUACUCCUUGAAACGGAUGCGUCAUGUUUCAAAGGUCCACAUGGUGGUGGUGGUCCACAUGUUGGUGGCGGUCCACAUGUUGGUGGUGGUCCCCAUGGUGGUGGUGGUCCGCAUGGUGGUGGUCCGCAUGUUGGCGGUGGUCUUCAUGGUGGUGGAGGUCUAUAUGGUGUUGGUGGUCCACAUGGUGGUGGCGGUCCACAUGGUGGUGGCGGUCCACAAGGUGGUGGUGGUCCGCAUGAUGGUGGUCCACAUGUUGGUGGUGGUCCGCAUGUUGGCGGUGGUCCGCAUGACAGUGGUGAUCCACAUGGUGGUGGUGGUCCGCAUGGUAGUAGUGGUCGGCAUGGUGGUGGUCAGCAUGGAGGUGGUGGCCCGCAUGUUGGUGGUGAUCUGCAUGGUGGUGGUGGACAACAUGAUAGUGGUCUGCAUUGUGGAAGUGGUCCGCAUGGCGGUAGUGGUCCGCAUGGUGGUGGUGGUCUGCAUGGUGAAGGUGGUCAUCAUGGUGGUAAUGGUCCGCAUGGUGGAGGUGGUAAGCAUGGAGUUGGUGGUCUGCAUGUUGUUGGUGAUCUGCAUGGUGGUGGUGGUCAACAUGUUAGUGGUCUGCAUUGUAGUAGUGGUCAGCAUGGUGGUGGUGGUACGCAUGUUAGUGGUCUGCAUGGUGAUAGUUGUCCGCUUUGUGGUGGUGGUCUGCAUGUUAGUGGUCCGCAUGGUGGUGGUCUGCAUGUUGGUGGUGGUCCCCAUGGUGGUAAUCUGCAUGGUGGUGGUGGUCCGCAUGGUGGUGGUCCACAUAGUGUGGUGGUCUGCAUGGUGGUGGUGGUCCGCAUAGUGGUGGUGGUAACAUUGUGUCCCUAUAUUUAUUGA